AUCAUCGGCGCUCUGCGCGCAACAGGACGCGCGCUGUGAACUAUUCCGGGGAGGGAGGAAGGAAGGAAGGAAUACGAGAUCCGAUCGAUCCGAUUCAUUGUCGCAGACCCCUUUUCUCCCGCAGGAAGAGGCUGAGAAAGCUAUGAAAGUGUGCCGUGUUCGGUUCCUGUACGUCCUGGUGUUGAAUGCAGCCGUGCAGCACGUGACGUCUCUUGCGGAGGAGCGCACCGGUUCUAUUUUUGAUAACGCACUCGACCCCCCGAAGGACCUGUUCCCCCACAAGGAUGCCGGCGAUCGAACCGUCGCCAAGUUCUCCCUGCGCAAACCCUCCCGCCCCGACGACGACCUGUGCUACAUCGUUCCUGGCAGACCGGACUCCCUGGCGGCCUGCACCUUCAACAGCACCUCCAAGACCUUCCUGGUGAUCCACGGAUGGACGCUGAGUGGGAUGUUUGAAAGCUGGGUGACGACGCUGGUUUCGGCUCUCUACGCCAGGGAGAAGACGGCCAACGUGGUGGUGGUGGACUGGCUCGCCUCGGCACAGAACCACUACGCGGUCGCCGCUCGGAACACCGAGGGAGUGGGGCACGAGGUCGCUCGCUUCAUCGACUGGAUCGAGGAAACCACCAACAUGCCUGUAGAGAACCUCCACCUGAUUGGCUACAGCCUCGGGGCCCAUGUGGCAGGAUUUGCCGGAAGCCAUGCAACUAAUAAAGUCGGAAGAAUAACUGGUCUGGACCCGGCCGGUCCCGAAUUUGAGGGCGAGCGUGCUCACAGGCGUCUGUCCCCCGACGACGCUCGCUUCGUGGACGUCCUCCACACCUUCACGGGGGGCUCCCUGGGCCUGAGCAUCGGGAUCCAACAGCCCGUCGGCCACGUCGACAUCUACCCGAAUGGAGGCAGCUUUCAGCCGGGCUGCAACCUCAGAGGGGGCCUGGAGAAGAUCGCUAACUUAGGCUUGUUCGCUAUUACCGACGCGGCCAAGUGCGAACACGAGCGCUCGGUGCACCUGUUCAUCGACUCUCUGCUGAACGGGCGGGAGGCGGCCGUGGCCUACAGGUGCGGCAGCAAAGACAUGUUCGACCGCGGCGUGUGCCUCAGCUGCCGGAAGGGCCGCUGCAACGCGGUGGGCUACGGCGUCAGCAAGGUGCGCAGGGCGCGCGGCGUCCAGAUGUACACCAGGACCCGGGCCUCCAUGCCUUUCAGAGUUUACCACUACCAGCUGAAGAUCCGCUUCUCGGGCCGCUCGAAUCGUUCGGAGGCCGAGCCGCCGCUCACCGCCUCGCUGCACGGAACCAAAGGAGAGGCCGAACACCUGGAGCUUAAACUAAAGGAGAAGAUAGCGACGAACAAGACCCACUCGUUCUUGCUGGUGACAGAGAAAGACAUCGGAGAUCUGCUGAUGCUGACGUUCAGAUGGGAGGAGACAAAUGGUUGGUCGGCCUCCAGCGUGUUGAAGAUGGUUUCUUCCUGGUGGUCCGCUGACUCGGGCGGCACCGGCGCGGAGGUUCACAAGAUCCGCAUCCGAGCGGGCGAGACCCAACAAAAGAUGGUGUUCUGUGUAGAAGACAGUAAAGCUCAGGAAUUAACACGAGAAGUCACAUUUGUUAAAUGUAAGGAUGCGUGGAGGAGAACUCCGAAAAGGUAAGGUACCCAAUGCCUUCUUCCCCAUUGGAGGGUAUUUUUGGAUAUAUUUUUUUUACCUGGAUCUUCCACCAAAAUGAACUUCCUUCUUCACAUGAAAUGAGAAGAAACGCUGACCGUGGAGAAAAGAAUCCAUCGUUCAACGCCUUUGAGCACUUUUUGAUUCACACGCCUUUUAACGUACGUUGGUUAUUUAAAAAAAAAAAAAACUUGUGUGUGAAUACUGUAAAAUAUGUAUGCAUCGAUUUUUUUUAUGAUACUCACCGUCAUUUCAUUGUAGCACAAAAAAAAGAGAGGUCACAUCAGAGAGGUGUGACCGAACUUAAUAGUUCGUAAUGUACCGAUUGUGAGAAAUACCUCAAGUUAAAUCUCACAUGACGUCCACGGUGAAGAAUAAUACCUUGCAGGCACUUUUCAUUGCUGCUAGGAAGACUUUCCGAAGGUUUUUGUUGCAAUGGGGUACAGUUUAUUCAUGUAUUAUCUUACUGGAGCCCUGUACGUGACAGUGGGAUCUGUAACAGUGGACCUCGCUGCAGAUCAAGCUUGUCUUACCUUAGUUACUGCAUUCUAUGAACUUUUUGAAACAUCCUAACAUUCAAGCAUUUCUUUGCGUUUCUGUAACUUAAAUGUCACUUAUCUGCCGUCACCUUUUUUGCUAUUUUCAUACUUAAAUUUCCAUUUCUGGGAGCAGGAUCUAAACUUGACUUGUUGACAUACCGUGAUCACUGCGACUCCAUCUUCACCUACUUUAGCAAUGCAGAAAUGUUUGCACUGAAAACAAGGGAGAUUAUUAAAGUUACCUGUAGAGUUGUUACCUGUAAAUACCGCAGUACAGAUGUUGGAUUUUGUAGUCCGGAACACUGUUAUAUAUUUUUACGUCUAGAUAGAUUCAAUCUGUAAAAUGAAUCCACUUUGUACAUAUUUGUAAAUAUUCACUGCAUAGUAUAAAUUCUUUAAUAAACCAAAACCGCCAUCUGGGUGUCUGACUUCUAUUUAUCAGGUUGUGACGGUGAAAAACAAAAAUAAACUUUACAAUC
Pungitius pungitius (ninespine stickleback) is the source of this 2681-nucleotide messenger RNA. RefSeq names its product lipoprotein lipase (gene lpl2a). The transcript has 9 exons. Gene Ontology annotation, biological process: fatty acid biosynthetic process; triglyceride catabolic process; very-low-density lipoprotein particle remodeling. Gene Ontology annotation, molecular function: lipoprotein lipase activity; apolipoprotein binding. The record is from RefSeq and is a predicted model, not a curated record. Bases 143 to 1648 code for a protein of 501 amino acids. NCBI's taxonomy places the organism in Eukaryota, Metazoa, Chordata, Actinopteri, Perciformes, Gasterosteidae.